Zingiber officinale is the source of this 837-nucleotide messenger RNA. Its product is annotated as probable ribosome biogenesis protein RLP24. The coding region runs from base 163 to 663 and encodes 166 amino acids. The record is from RefSeq and is a predicted model, not a curated record. Lineage: Eukaryota; Viridiplantae; Streptophyta; Magnoliopsida; Zingiberales; Zingiberaceae. The transcript is spliced from 5 exons. Gene Ontology annotation, biological process: ribosomal large subunit biogenesis. Gene Ontology annotation, cellular component: nucleolus.
GAGCUUACUGGACCGGGCGGUCCAGGCACUUAACUCCAGGUUUAGAUGGGCAGGUAGCGGCUUGCGAGAUUCCAAAGAGGCCAUUCCUUCUCGAUCGGAAAAAGCGAAAUCCUUUUCUCCGUCGAUCUGCAGGAUAAAAUCAGCCCUUGAUUUGGAUACGCGAUGAGGUUAGAGAAGUGUUGGUUCUGCUCUUCGACCAUAUAUCCAGGACAUGGAAUUCAAUUCGUUCGGAAUGAUGCGAAGAUAUUCCGAUUCUGCCGGUCCAAAUGCCAUAAAAAUUUCAAAAUGAAGAGGAAUCCUCGUAAAGUAAAAUGGACAAAGGCAUACAGGUUGUUGCACGGGAAGGAUAUGACUAAGGACUCAACAUUCGAGCUUGAACGAAAACGCAACCGGCCAGAAAGAUACGAUAGGAAUGUGACGGAGAAGACACUGAAGGCCAUAAAGAAGAUCGAUAAGAUCAGAGUGGCCAGGGAGGCUAGACACCAUGCAAUGAGGAUGAAGGGUAAAAAGGCAACUGAGAAGAGAGCUGCAGUUACUGAGUUGGAGAAGAGUAUCGACUUGGUCAGAGCACCUGCUGCCCUUCUUCAGGACACAGAAUUUGCGCCGAAGAUCAAAGUCAAGGUUUCCGAAUCACAGCCUGAGGCGGAGCGAAUGGAGGAAUGAAAGAAGAUAGUCUCGAAACACUUAAAAAGACUUUGAAAUUAAGGGGAAAUGAUCUCUCAAUCUUUCUUUGCUUUUGCUGGCUGUGGAUGAUGUUUGAAAUUAAGGGGAAAUUUAGUCCGUUGUUCUACUGCUAUAAUCAAUUCUGAUCAAAUUAGAGUUUUUUUUUUUUAUCAA